GCUAUCACUUGAAGUAAAAAAAUGCUUUUGAAUCGUUUGCUUCACCAGGGCAAGAUAUUUGCAGCUCCCACAUUUCGUCAGCUUAUUUGCCAACAACAAGAAGCAGUCGUCCGUCGCUCUUUUUUGACAGUUUCGUCAUUGCCGGCAUCCACUUUUACGGCAGCUGUCAAAAAUCCACACAUUUCGUUGCAAAAACUAGAAAGUUCGGUUGCAAAUUAUUCUACUCGACAGUAUUCAUCGAAAAAACUAGCUAUGGAAAAACAUUGCGUUGUGCCGGAUGUUGUCUCCUGCGCCCCCCAGGAAUUGGUAACGGUAUGCUACCCGAGUGGCGCUGCAGUCGAGCAAGGAAACGUGUUAACUCCAACCUUGGUGAAGGAUCAACCUACUGUAACUUGGAAAGCUGAUGCUAAUGCAUACUAUACGCUAUGCAUGACAGAUCCGGAUGCUCCUAGCCGUGACGCUCCUAAAUUCCGUGAAUGGCAUCACUGGUUGGUAGGAAAUAUUCCCGGAAAUGAUGUAUCCAAAGGAGAGGUGCUAUCGGCUUAUAUCGGUUCAGGUCCACCAGAGGGCACUGGCUUGCAUCGUUACGUGUUCUUGGUCUAUAAACAGAGUGGAAAGUUGACCUUUGAUGAGAAACGUUUGCCGAAUAACAGUGGUGAUGACCGUGGGGGCUUCAAAAUAGCUGCAUUCGCCAAAAAGUAUAAUUUGGGCGACCCCAUUGCCGGCAACUUCUAUCAAGCUGAAUACGAUGACUAUGUGCCCAUAUUGUACAAGCAGUUGGGAGCAUAAGAUUUAAAUGCGAAUAUUGAAUCUUACAUGUCUACAUACAUACAUUUCAAUUUGAUUGGAAACAAGCAGCGAUUUGGUCCCAAAAGACGAUAAAAUUGGUUAACAUUAAAAUGUCUUUCCUAGAACUGAAACGAAAUUUAAUAAAAAUCGGAAAAGAUCGA
Molecule: messenger RNA, 950 nt
Organism: Rhagoletis pomonella (apple maggot)
Lineage: Eukaryota; Metazoa; Arthropoda; Insecta; Diptera; Tephritidae
Product: protein D3-like
Exons: 2
Coding region: 22-789 (255 amino acids)
Source: RefSeq, a predicted model, not a curated record